This is a messenger RNA of Platichthys flesus (European flounder), 6384 nucleotides long. It is a transcript of the gene cnot6a, whose product is annotated as CCR4-NOT transcription complex, subunit 6a. The record is from RefSeq and is a predicted model, not a curated record. The transcript has 12 exons. NCBI's taxonomy places the organism in Eukaryota, Metazoa, Chordata, Actinopteri, Pleuronectiformes, Pleuronectidae. Bases 138 to 1817 code for a protein of 559 amino acids. Gene Ontology annotation, cellular component: CCR4-NOT complex; cytoplasm; nucleus. Gene Ontology annotation, molecular function: poly(A)-specific ribonuclease activity; protein binding. Gene Ontology annotation, biological process: nuclear-transcribed mRNA poly(A) tail shortening.
AUCGGCAGAGGAAAAAAAGAAAAAAAAACUCACAGUCGCCAUGAUACAGCAGCGGAAGCGGCAGAGAAGUAGCUAGAAAACAAAAGAGAACACGCAGUCGUACUCGCGGUCUGGUAUGCUCUUGCAGUGUUAUAGGAAUGCCCAAGGAAAAAUAUGACCCGCCAGAUCCCAGGCGGAUGUACACAAUUAUGUCUACCGAAGAAGCAACAAACGGGAAGAAGUCAUACUGGGCUGAGCUUGAAAUCAGUGGCCGAGUAAGGAGUCUCAGCACAGCCCUGUUUUCUCUCACCCACCUCACUGCCCUGCACCUAGCUGACAACUCUUUGUCACGCAUCUCACCAGACAUUGCCAAAUUACAAAACCUGGUGUACCUGGAUCUCUCAUCCAAUAAGAUCAGAAGCCUGCCGUCAGAGCUCGGCAACAUGGUGUCUCUCAGGGAACUCCUUUUAAAUAACAACCAGUUGCGGGUUCUGCCAUUUGAAUUGGGGAAACUCUUUCAGUUACAAACACUGGGGUUGAAAGGAAACCCACUUGCACAAGAAAUUAUGAGCCUCUACCAGGAACCUGACGGCACGCGGAGACUGCUCAACUACUUGUUAGACAAUCUGGCAGGGGCUGUCAAGCGCAUUUCAUCAGAGCAGCCCCCAGCCCGGUCAUGGAUCUCACUCCUGGAACCAGACCGAGCACGGCCCUCAGCGCUGUUCUCUGUGAUGUGCUACAAUGUGUUGUGUGAUAAGUACGCCACACGACAGCUAUAUGGUUACUGUCCCUCAUGGGCUCUAAACUGGGAAUACAGGAAGAAAUCAAUCAUGCAGGAGAUCAUGGGCUGCAACGCAGACGUCAUCAGUUUACAGGAAGUUGAGACAGAGCAGUACUACAAUUUCUUCUUGCCUGAGCUGAAGGAGCAGGGAUAUGAAGGGUUCUUCAGUGCAAAGUCACGAGCUAGGACUAUGUCAGAGUCAGACCGUAAACACGUAGAUGGGUGUGCAAUUUUCUACAAGGGAGAUAAGUUCAGUGCAGUGCAGAAACACACAGUGGAGUUCAACCAGCUCGCCAUGGCUAACUCUGAGGGCUCAGAGGCUAUGCUGAACAGGGUGAUGACCAAGGACAACAUCGGAGUCGCUGUACUGCUUGAAGUCCGUAAAGAGAUGAUGGAGCUCUCCUCUGGAAAGUCACUGCACGGUAUGGAGAAACAGCUGCUCCUGAUCGCCAAUGCCCACAUGCACUGGGACCCAGAGUACUCUGACGUGAAGCUGGUCCAGACCAUGAUGUUCUUAUCAGAGGUGAAGAACAUAGUGGACAAGGCCAACCGCAGCCUCAAGUUGUCCUCUGUCUCUGGUGAAACUAAUGCCAUUCCACUGGUGCUGUGCGCUGACCUCAACUCCUUGCCUGACUCUGGCGUGGUGGAGUACCUGAGUACUGGUGGAGUGGACUGCACCCACAAGGACUUCAAGGAGCUUCGUUACAGCGACAGCCUGACCAAAUUUAACUGCAACGGCAAGAGCAACACGCCCAAUGGCAGGAUCACCCAUGGCUUCAAGCUGAAGAGCACUUACGAGAACGGCCUGAUGCCUUACACCAACUACACCUUUGACUUCAAGGGUGUCAUUGACUAUAUUUUCUACUCCAAGCCUAACCUGAACGUGCUGGGUAUCUUGGGCCCCCUGGACCCCCACUGGCUCGUAGAGAACAAUGUCAGCGGCUGCCCACAUCCCCACAUCCCCUCCGACCACUUCUCCCUCUUCGCCCAGCUGGAGCUGCUCCUGCCCAACUUGCCCCCCCAGGUCAAUGGGCUCCAUCUGCCUGCACGCAGGUAGUGAGUCCCUGCCACACCGCCAGGGGGAACUGCAACCACAGCCUCUCCCUGUUAACCCUCCUCCCUCCCACUACCAGCUCUUCCCUCCACCACACCGGAGAAGGAAGACAAAAUAAACCACAACCUGUAAAAUAUUCGUACAGUGAGGUCUGGCCGACAGGGAUUUCGUAUAAUGUUAUAGAUAUUCUAUAUUUUUCUUUUUCCUUCCUCUAUUUUUCUUUUUUUUGUUUGUUUUUUUAACCGCUCAAACAGUCCUGUGCAUCAUAUUUUGUGUUUUGGGUCCUUUUCCUCAUCAACAUCCUCCCAGCCACUUAGCUUCUGUCAUCUAAACUAGUGGGGAUGGUAGCUUAUUCAGAUUAAACACAUGGAGGCGCUGUUUUGUAGGAGAUUCGUAGUGUCUGCAGGGAUGACAUCUACCUGGAAAGCUCCAAAGCUGAUGGUCUGCUUGUCCGUCUGUCCUGUAUAAAUCUAAAACCAGCAAAGACAGCGGACAUGUCAGUCUCAGACAUCCAAUAUUGGCCUAUGCUUGUACUCCCCGGUAUCUCUGGGCAGGCGCCUCCUGAAUCGUUGUAGGAUACAUACACAUCGGUUGAUUCAGCUGUGGCCGGCUCAGAGCAGCUUUUAGCUGGUUGAUGUGCGUCCCUGCAGGUGGAUGUACGGCAGCUACGAGGUGAGAUUUCCCGCUGUCAUUCUGUGGUGCUUAGGCCUUUUGUGUGCUCAUGGCCUACUGUGGUGCUACAAGAUGGUCUACACCUCGCACACCGGCCCUGGUGCAUUAGCUACCAUCCCACAGGCCCCUCAAGAACCACACGUCCGAGAACUACGUUCACCUGAUUACACACGGGCAAUAUCUAGUGUUAAUUUUUCCAGGAGGAAUGUUAGACUUAGAGCAGCUACCAUCCUGUUUGCAGACUGUUUCACCCCCAGCUUGUGUAGUUGUUAGGCUAGUCUUGUGCUUAGGAGCUCGUGUGGCCCAUGUUAUCACCUUCAUUUGAGGCAAGGGGAUUUAGGCUGAUGGAAAAUGUGAUGGAGGGUCUAUUACAAAUCUUUUCCUUUUAUCUUGAUUGCUUUUCAGCAGAGAGAGAGAGAGUAAUGGCUGAUACCAGGAGUAAAACCAGCAUUCCUCUCACUGUCUGGAGUUGCCAUCCAACUCCACACAUGCAAGCUUUCACACACACACACACACCCACCCACUCACGUACAAGUAAUUUGAAGGCAGAUCUGUAGCACUAUCUCUGAGGCCAGUAGUGACUUUCCCCAGCCAUAAAUUCCAUACACAAAAGCAGUGGUUUUUUCACAAGUGUUUGUACAGAAUAGAAAUCUAGACUCAGUCUUUACAUGAUUGUAUAUGAACCACAAAAGACCUGUUUUCUGGCGUUUUUUGUACUAAGUAAAUUAUGAUCAGAUUUGAAAAAAAGAUUGUAUUGUAAACUAUGGCUAAAUUUUUAUCCAGUUAAUGUAAGAUGAAUUGAUAUUACCAGCUUGUACAAAAGACGUAAGAAAAGGUUGUUCAAGGCGUUCGCUCUCACUAUUUUGCACUCCCUAGAGAUAAACUAUAAUAAUGUAUCAAUAUUUUAUUAUUUUCCCUCCCCACCCCCCCUUCGCUCUUUCGCUGCCCUUGAUUUGAUUUGCCGGCACAUUGCUAUAACUGUAAAUAGACACUGGUUAAACUCUUGCCUGUUGCUUCUCGCCCAUUUACAAAGCCAUCAAUCCACACCGCUGUCAUCAGUUCAGACUAAAGGACACGCGAGUCCACCACCGACUCCACAUCUGUUCAUCUCCGUAUCCCACACACACUCACCGGUGACGUGUGGCUGAUUUAAACAAACACCACUCAAAACAUCGUGCCUCACUCUAGCAGUUGUCGUCUUGCACUAUUUACAUUCGACGAACGCCUGAACAACCUUUUCUGCUUUUAUUUUUAAAUACCGUUGAGACAUUUGUGAAGAUUUUAUGUCCUUUUUUGGGUUCUUGUUAAUGUUGAUUUCCUUUUUUAUGAGCUGUGACAAUGUUAUGAUGAUGUGUAUAAUAUCCUUCCUAUUCAUUGAGCUCUCUAGUAAUCAGGUAUGCUUUUUCCCCACGGACCCCUUCCCCCUACCACUUGUAGGAACAUUAGUAAACUGUCUUAUCUGAAUCCGCUCUCACAGUGUGUAGCUCCGUCAUUGAACCUUAGCACAGCUCUGUGCCCAGACCCGCCAGAAUAGCCAGUCCUCCCCUCCCUCCCAAUGAAUUUUAAAUCUCCAUAAGCUUGUGUCCACCCAAAUACCCACCCCCAACAGCCCAACCUUGGACUUUACUAACCCACUAUAUUACUCAAGCUGUGUCUUUUACACCCCUUUUGCUCAACCACUUUGUAUAGUUCUCUUCCACUUGUCACUGCAGCUCUAGUGCCAUCUGUUGACCCCGACCUCUGCAUUGGGAAGAGGUGGAAAGCUGCUUUUGGAAUGAACGAGGGGCAGUGAGCUCAGCAGUUUUAUUCUCCGAAGGCCGGGCAAUCACUUUGCUAUGAAUCAAAUUUGUUACACCCACAUUGCCUCGAGAGAGAUUUGUGUCAGUGGUGAGGCGAUUAUGCCAACGGUCACGUUAACGCACGGACACAGCUGAUGAUGAGCACUUAGUAGAUACAGAUGCAGCUCCCCUCACUCCCUGUCCCCUCAUAUUAGCAAGUAAAGAUCUUAUUACGUCAGUGUACAUGUUGAAAUGACAUUUUUAAAGCAAGAGGGAAGCAAGUAAAUAGGAAAUAUAAAUUUAGUUCUCAGAUCGAGUUCUCUUGUCCCAUUUGUUUGCCCCCUAUAUGUUUUGUUUUUUAAGUUUUGUUUUCCAAUGGAAACCAAUGUGUCCAGUUUGCAUUUUUUCCCCUGAAUUGCAUUAGUAUUGUAGUAGAUUUAAAGGCUAGCUUUUUGUAAAGUGUGAAUAAAAGAUGUAUCUCAUGUUUCCUUUCUAAAAAGAUAUUGAAUUGUGUUGUGUAAAUCAUGACUUCUAUGAUGGUGAUAUGUUUGCUACAUAGGUUUCCCCCCCCCCCCUUUGCUCCCAACUCCCGAACCCCUCAUCGUUUACUCCUCGGCCAUCACAAACCAAAUCCCCUGUAGAGAUCAUGAGAUGUUGUCUUGGAGAAGUUGAAUGUUCCUGGCGAUGCUUGUAGAAUGAAGCUUACGGGGAUAUUCAAACUUUUUCUCUAUUUUUCUUUCAUGUUAGUCUUCAGCUUUAUUUUUGGGAUGUUGCGUGGCACUAGCUGGAGAGAGCUAGUGCCUGUAGGUUAGGGCAGCAGAGCUGUCUUACUAGUGGCUGCAGUUAAGUACUAGAGUCACUAUUCUGACUGGUUGUAAAACGUGUUUGUAAGACUAAGCUAAUGUCGUGUCGCUGGACUGGUCCUGUGAUGAUUUUGAGUACCGCUAUAGUCAUCUCAUUCUGUUCUUGUGCGUCACAGUGGUUUAAAUCUGUGAAACUAGCUAGCUACUAUCGAUAGUGAUCGAUUUGACUCCCCCGCCUCCCCCCUGCCCUCCUCACCACCCACCUGUUAUGCCACAGACUCGGAGCUGAGUUACGUCACCCUGUUAGCUUCAGCCAGUGUUCACAUGGUUGGCUUCUACGUUUUCACUCUAGCAGUAUGUGUCAUAGUUUGGCUUUGUUAGGUGUCAGGUCUCUUUUAUUUCGCCCCAGGCUGCAUCUCUGUAAUGGUGCACACCAAAGCUGCUUGUUGUUCAGUUUUUUGUUGUAGGACGAGUUCAUUCACCAACCAAUCAAGUCUUUUCAUUUCGCAUCUGUAUCAUAGUCUUCAUGAAACGUAGGGCUGUGAGGAAAGCAAGGUACUUUGGUCCUUUUCCUUGAAUCACACAAACAUCCUCCAUGUCACUGGGUGCAGUUUGCUUUCGCAACCCAUCAACUACAAUUUAAAACUCUUUAAUUUCUGAAACCUUGGCAAUAAUAUCCCCACGCAAUCAAAAUGGGUUUUUAAAAAUUGUAUCUGGAAAAUGUAGCGUUCAUCUUUUAAAAUGUGGUCCUAUGUUGUUCUUGGCUUUUUAGCUACUUUUCACCUUCCGCUCUGCUUCAUUUUUUUUUCAAUAACUUUUAUCAUAAGCUUCCUGACUCCCCCCCCCCCCCUUUUCAUCAUCCAUCUUGUAUAUUUGCUCAUAUCCUCCCCCCUGCUGAUCUAGUGGUAGUUGUUCAAUGAUCAGGAUUGUCUAUCUGUAGUCAGCUGAGUACAUAUAUUGAUCUGUGUCACUGUGUUUAUGCACUGGACCAACUAUUGUUUACCAUUCAUGAAAUACCAGCAAAAAAAAAAAAAAAAAAGACGAAACACUUGCACAAUGUUGUAGAUUGUCCAUUAACCCAGAUGAGAAACCAAGGCAGCUGUUUUCAAAUCAACACAUACUGUUUUAAAAAUAAACUGAAUGGUAAACAAUGCUUUCUGUUGUACCCCUUAGCCGUCCUCUCGAUUCUCUUUGGAGUAGUUUUCUUUUAUUUUGACUUUUUUUCCGUUUGACUACAGGAUCUGCUUGUUUCCUUUACACCUACCUAUGUAUUUUCCUACUUCUGGUUGAAAAUAAAUUCUAUAUUAUCUGUUUCAA